AUGAACUUGAAAAAAUUCCCAUCUGACAGUGCACAUGCCAUAGCUGUAGCUGAUUUCAAUGCUCUAGCAACCAUUAAAUCAGAACUCACAUUCGUAGCAUGUCAAACAUGUGGCUUCAUUUCCAAAGCCGACAUCGUAUUUGUGCUAGACGCGUCUUCAAGCGAAGGAACAUUGAACUUCCAAAAACAACUCGACUUCGUCUCACGUGUGGCUAAUGAUUUUCAGAUCGGACCAAACCACGUCCAAAUUGGCAUGCUUACCUUCUCGGACUAUCCAAACCUUGAGUUUUAUCUGAACCAAUACACCGACAAAGCUUCUUUGCUUAGUGCUAUUCAGAAAACAGGGUACCUUACCGGAGUAACAAACACAGAUCAAGCACUCAAGUAUACACGAGAGAAUAUGUUCUCUCCGAAACAUGGUGCCAGAGACGAUGCUAAAAACUACAUGAUUAUUUUGACGGACGGGGCGUCAUCAAAUGCAAACUUGACGCUACAGGAAGCUAACUUGCUAAAGAACCAACACAUCGAAAUUCUUGCAGUUGGUAUUGGUUCUAAUAUAAAUUCAAAUGAGUUGAAUAGCAUGGGGUCAGACUCAAACCAUGUGUUUACAGUCUCGUCAUUUGAUGCUCUGAAGACUGUCCGUACGGAUAUUAAAAAGGCAGCUUGUGAAGAGGUAACGACAACAACGACUACACCUAUGCCAACAACUACUCCAACGACCUUGAAGACUACAACUACGGAACAUUUCAUACCAGAUACUACAACAGAACACUUCAUACCAGACACAACAACCUUGGGCUAGCUUGUCUCCCGAUCAAAUAUGUAAGACAAUCAACUUGACAUAUGCAAUGAUUUUGUAGUCUUUAAAACAAAUAAAAUUGACAGAAGCA
Ruditapes philippinarum (Manila clam) is the source of this 889-nucleotide messenger RNA. RefSeq names its product collagen alpha-1(XX) chain-like. The coding region runs from base 1 to 801 and encodes 266 amino acids. The record is from RefSeq and is a predicted model, not a curated record. Lineage: Eukaryota; Metazoa; Mollusca; Bivalvia; Venerida; Veneridae. The transcript has 7 exons.